Molecule: messenger RNA, 545 nt
Organism: Chilo suppressalis (striped riceborer)
Lineage: Eukaryota; Metazoa; Arthropoda; Insecta; Lepidoptera; Crambidae
Source: the annotation of a GenBank genome assembly
CUUUCUUUCUUUGUUUGUCUAUGUUAAUUUGGCUGAAAAAUGGCUGCCGCAAAUUUAGUUCGAAGUGCUUUUAAUGGUUUAUUACGAAAAUCUAUAACCUAUAGAACACCGGUAGUAUGCCGACUUUCAACUGUAGUAUUGCAGCAAAAAUUCCAAACAGUUAAAACUUUCACUACCUUACACAAUGAUCAGAUAUUGCGGAACGAGGUGCAAAGCCAGCGAAUACGGCAAUACUCUGGUGCGCAGACUAAACUUUCGCCGCAGCAAAUUGAGGAGCGGGUCAUGAAAGUGUGCAGGGCUUACGACAAACUGAGUGUCAGUCAGCUAAAAGUGGACUCUCACUUCAUGACCGACUUGGGCUUAGACUCACUAGACCAUGUUGAGGUUAUCAUGGCGAUGGAAGAUGAAUUUGGCUUUGAAAUUCCUGAUGGUGAUGCGGAGAGGCUGGUUAGACCAAAGGACAUAGUCCAAUAUAUUGCUGACAAAGAGGAUAUCUAUGAAUAAAAUGUGCUGAUUUCAACUAAAGCCACUCAAUUUAUUGGCUU